AUGGGUACGUUCGAAGGACACAUCUCACCGGGCGUUGCUUUCUACACCUUCGGUUUGUUAUGGAUGUUCCAAUAUUCGUAUCGGUACCAAGCAGAGCAAUUCCUGAAACAGAGUUCAGCACAGCGACCAAAGGGACGUUGUCGUCGAUGUAUGUCAAGCGUGCCGUGGGAGUCAGUUAUGAAAAUAGUCUACGGAACCAUGGCGGCUUUGGCAGAGUUUUUUUACCCUCUCGGAGUUAACAAACUGGAGAUGUUUAGAGAUGGUGAAUUGCAGCACCCAAACGAAUGGCAACAUUUUACCAUGUAUUCGUACUUCGCUAUAAGUGGUAUCGUUGAUAUUAUCAGUCUGAAGAUUCUGGAACAUAGGUCGAAAACUUUGGAGAAGCUCUUCGUUGCAUUGGCGUUCGGCGUCGAGUCGUUUCUGCUGUAUAAUCACCGCCACGGAAAGGGGUCUUUAGAGAACAAUAUCCAUAUUCUCAUUUUCAUCACUGCUUUCGCCUGUUGCGUUGUCUCCGCCGCUGAGAUAUGGCAUCCCACGCAGUGGCUGCUUCCAUUCAUGCGCACUGGUCUAGUGUCGCUACAAGGGACGUUUUUUUUCCACGCAGCCUUCAUCAUCUACAGACCCGUGUCUGGUAUUCCAUGGGACUCUAACGAUCACAGAGCUACAAUGUUCGUAACGAUGGCCUAUAGCUGGCACAUUCUGUUAAAUAUAAUCAUCAUGUCUUGCAUAUACGGAACCGUGUACCUGUUCUGCGGCCGACGAUGGCGAAAACGAAGUCAAUAUUACGUCAAUGAGAGCCCAUCGAAAAGUAAUGGUAUUAGACAAGAAGAAAUAGAAAUGAUAGCUGACACCAGUGAUGACGAACAGUAUUCAAGUCUGCGACCACUGAAAAAUUAA
Saccoglossus kowalevskii is the source of this 897-nucleotide messenger RNA. Its product is annotated as transmembrane protein 45B-like. The record is from RefSeq and is a predicted model, not a curated record. Lineage: Eukaryota; Metazoa; Hemichordata; Enteropneusta; Harrimaniidae.